Molecule: messenger RNA, 1905 nt
Organism: Trichoderma asperellum CBS 433.97
Lineage: Eukaryota; Fungi; Ascomycota; Sordariomycetes; Hypocreales; Hypocreaceae
Source: RefSeq, a predicted model, not a curated record
AGGAAAAAGAAAUCUCGCUGCGCUAGAUUCAUCCUCUACUCUAUUACCCCGUCACAGCAGACGGAGUAUUUUAGGCUUGAAGCUGCAGUUUAUGAUCUCGAAGUUGGCAGUAAUAGAAUCAGCGCACACUAUGCAGCCGCUUCAAGCCACGCAUCUCUUCACAUUUGGGCUCCCUGCGUCGCCCAUUUCUCUCUCUUUGGAAGGUUUGGUCCUUCAAUACCUUAAACAAGCUUCUCAGAGUGUCCAGCGAGUUGAGGAAGUGUCUCCCUUAUCGUCUGGGCCAACAUGCUCGUCCUCGCCUGACGAUGCCACCGCCUUGCUAACGGAGAUGGGCGACUAUUUGACCCGGACUGCCAUGAUAUGGGCCUAUCUUAUUGAAAACCUUAUCAAAGGGCCUCAUAUUGAUCAUGUUACUCUGCAAAUCCUCGAGAAUUCUCGAGCCAAGACAAAUGUUGCGGAUCUUACCGAGGCCACUUCGCUGGACAUCACUCUCGGCCGCCUUCGUAAGAUGCGUGACAUGGCAGCGCAACACUCUCAGGAUAUUCAAACCAUAUGGAAGCUUGGAAGCCACCGGAAGGCUAGUCUAUCAUGUCUAGUUGACCCUCGGCCGUCUUCAUCGUUACACAGCGAAGACACAUCCGCAGCUGCAUCGGCAGCCUCUUCGGAGUCCAACUCAAUGCCAGAAGUGUUUAAUAAUACCUCACAUGCAGCCGAAUGUCAUAAGCAGAUUGCCGACGCGGUGGCUUUGCUGCAAGAUGGAGCAACAGUUGGAAGGCCAGCGCAUGCACCAUUACCCUCGUUGCCACUCUUACCACCGGCUCAAUCGCUCGAUUUGCCGCCAAUAUGGCCAACACAGUCAUCGGUAUCUACUUCACCUGUAGCAUCGCCGCCGCCGGCUCCGCAGCAGCAGCAGCAGGAACAAAAACGGCAACAGCAAGAGAAGCAGCAAAGACAGCAGCAGCAGAAGGAGCAGCAGCAGAAGGAGAAGCAAGCAUUACUAGCAGGAACAAGAAUAUUUCUAGCAAACGAAUUACCAGGCCAAGGAGCACAGGCAAGGGCGACGCUCAGAAAGCUGGUGCCCCUGAUGCCGGCACCGAGAAGGACAAUGUUAAAAAAAGCGAUGCCAAAAAAGACAGGCCCAAGGCCUGUGAGAAUAUUAACGCCAAUCGUGGCUCCAGCUCCUCCUCCACCACCGCCUCCACCACCACCAAUUCUUACUCCUCCUCCCCCUCCAUUUCGGCCACCUCCUCGCUCGGCGGAAGAAAUAGCAAUGGCCGCAUCGGCAUCAGCUGCGUUAGAAAACAUACUUGAGGAGGUUGAGGAAGAAGACUCGGAUGAGUAUUCUGACGACGGCCUGUUUGCAGGUAUCAACUUGAAGGCUUUGAAGCAGCGGGGUAAAGGAAAAUAUUAUUGUCCUAGAGGCCAUCGCUGCGACAAAGGUGGCGUUGAUAAGAGUGGAAACCUAAUACUUUUCGACCGUAACUCCUCUUUUGCGUAUGUAGAAACCUCUGUCUGCCAGCAUCGUGGCAAGCCUAACCGUCUAUCCCCUGUUGUCCUCCUCCAUCCCAAUCCCAAACCCUGGGAGAUGUGGAAAACAGAUGCAUUAGGACAGGUGUCUUAUGCACCAGCUAGCAUGUUUGCUAAUUUAUCAUGCAGGCAACAUUGUAACAAACAUCGCAAGCCUUGGCGGUGCGAUGUACCUGGCUGCCCGAAUCCUCCCAAGAAGCGCCGAUUUGCGCGCCGUGACGGAUUGGAAAGGCACAAAGCUACAGUCAAGCAUUACUUUAUGGCUAUGAACGCAAACAAACCAUGAACUUACCCAAUACUCUCAUCUCCUCUAUAGGCCGAAAAGAGGGGCAAGAGAAGCUGGAUGCCAAAAAAAGAAAAGCGAGGGAAAUCAAAAUG